Pseudonaja textilis is the source of this 1489-nucleotide messenger RNA. Lineage: Eukaryota; Metazoa; Chordata; Lepidosauria; Squamata; Elapidae. The record is from RefSeq and is a predicted model, not a curated record.
GUUCCCAGAUGGCUUUGAGAAGUUUUCUCCUCCCAUCUUACAACUUGAUGAAGUGGACUUUUGCUACGAGCCCAAUAACUACAUCUUUUGCUCCCUCUCUGUCUCUGCUGACCUGGACUCUCGCAUCUGUGUGGUUGGAGAGAACGGAGCUGGCAAAUCUACCAUGCUGAAGAUCCUGAUGGGAGACCUGGCACCUGUGCGAGGGAUUAGACACGCUCACAGAAACCUUAAAAUUGGCUAUUUCAGUCAGCAUCAUGUGGAUCAGCUGGAUUUGGAUAUUAGUGCCACAGAACUACUAGCCAAAAGGUUUCCAGGGAAGUCAGAGGAGGAAUACCGCCAUCAGCUGGGGUGCUACGGAGUCUCCGGAGAAUUGGCGGUCCGCCCGGUUGCCAGCCUAUCGGGGGGACAGAAGAGCAGAGUGGCCUUUGCCCAGAUGACCAUGCCUUGCCCCAACUUCUAUAUACUGGAUGAACCAACAAACCACCUGGACAUGGAAACCAUUGAAGCUCUAGCAAAAGCACUCAACAAAUUCCGGGGCGGCUUGAUCCUCGUUUCGCACGACGAACGCUUCAUCCGGCUGGUGUGCAAGGAGCUGUGGGUGUGUGGCAGCGGCACCGUGCAACGUAUCGAGGGCGGCUUCGACGAGUACAGAGACAUCUUGCAAGAGCAGUUCCGGAAAGAAGGUUUCCUAUAAAGGCGCCCAGCUGUGUGCGCGAGCUGGCGGAGGGAGUGGAACACGCCCGAUGGAAUCGCCGGUGGGGGGGGGCGGGAUUCCACUGCCGUUGGGCGAAACAACUGCCGAGCUGAAACACCCCCCCCUCCUCCUCCUCCUUCCCCCCUCUCCCCCGAGUAACCAGCAUCCGCCGGGAAAGAGAGGACGAAAGUAACCCAAGUUGCCAACUCCGCUGCUGGAUCUGUGCCAAGUCUCUGCUGGGCAGGGACAGAAGGACAGCUGAAGGGAGAGGUUAUUUUGGGGGGGGGGGGGGGCAGGGGGGCCCCCAGGGCUGAUUUAAGGGGGUGGGAGUUGGGAUGGGGGAAGAGACACGGCUGCUCCGAGCUGUCCCUGUCUCCCCCUCACCCCAUCCAGCCUGUCGGUAGAACUGAACCCACCGCCGAGGAAUGUAAGAAGGCUUCAGGCGUAAAUAAAUGUUGCACGUUUGAGUAGCUUCUCCUGGAAAUGGGCUGGAGCCGCAAAACCGUCCUUUGGAAACUGGAUCGUUUCUUGCCGCCUUCUCCCCCUCUUAAUGGGAAAGAGUUGCAGCCCCUCCAAGCAAGCAAGCAAGCAAGCAAGCCAGGUUCUCUUGAAAUGGCUUCUCUCUUUCUUUUUUCUUUUUUCCUCAUGGCAUAGCCUUAAAUUUCCUCCCCUUUCCUGCCUCCUCCCCGCCCGACCUCAGACGGUGAUGCUUUUUGUAGAGGUCUCCAAACUUGGCAAUUUUUAAGGCUUGUGGACUUCAACUCCCAGAAUUCCUCAGCCAGCUAUGCUGGGACU